GCCGGUCCGGACGUGUGCGAAGAAGCACUGCAUCCGAAAUAUCGACGACAACAAGAUCGAUGCCCGGCCGAAGAACAUCCACUGGACAUUCUGUCCUGCUCAGCUCCGGGUCUAACCAAGUCUUUGCUCACCCUGGGCACCGCUCUCUUUUCCACCCGCCUUCUGCACACAUUCAUUGUUUGA
This is a messenger RNA of Echinostoma caproni, 183 nucleotides long. NCBI's taxonomy places the organism in Eukaryota, Metazoa, Platyhelminthes, Trematoda, Plagiorchiida, Echinostomatidae. The record is from the annotation of a GenBank genome assembly.